UCCAUUUAUGGGCGCAGUGGAGGGCAGAUAUCAGUGUCGAUGGCAUUCGUUCCCAGCUAUUCUUAGGAGCCUCUCAGGAGCUGCACACAGCCCGGCCAGGCAGAAAGGGACGGAGCAGAGGUCGCCGCUGUCAGCACCGGCAUGUCUUACAGCGUGACCCUGACCGGGCCUGGGCCCUGGGGCUUCCGUCUGCAGGGGGGCAAGGACUUCAACAUGCCACUCACCAUCUCCCGGAUCACACCGGGCAGCAAGGCCGCCCAGUCCCAGCUCAGCCCGGGUGACCUUGUGGUGGCCAUUGACGGCAUCAACACAGAUACCAUGACCCACCUGGAGGCCCAGAACAAGAUCAAGUCUGCCAGCUACAACCUGAGUCUCACGCUGCAGAAGUCGAAGCGUCCCAUUCUCAUCUCCACGGCAGCGCCCCCGAUCCACUCCCCUCCGCCUGUGAUCCCCCACCAAAAGGUGGUAGCCAACUCUCCAGCCAACGCCGACUACCAGGAACGCUUCAACCCCAGCGCCCUGAAGGACUCGGCCCUGUCGACCCACAAGCCCAUCGAGGUGAAGGGGCUGGGCGGCAAGGCCACCAUCAUCCACGCGCAGUACAACACGCCCAUCAGCAUGUACUCCCAGGACGCCAUCAUGGACGCCAUCGCCGGGCAGGCCCAGGCUCAGGGCAGUGACUUCAGUGGGGCGUCACCGCUGGCGAGCCUUCCUGUCAAAGACCUCACCGUAGACAGCACCUCUCCCGUGUAUCAGGCUGUGAUUAAGAACCAGAACAAGCCAGAAGACGAGGCUGACGACUGGGCCCGCCGCUCCUCCAGCCUGCAGUCUCGCUCCUUCCGCAUCCUGGCCCAGAUGACGGGGACAGAAUAUAUGCAAGACCCUGAUGAAGAAGCUUUGCGAAGGUCAAGCACCCCUAUUGAGCAUGCUCCAGUGUGCACCAGCCAGGCCACCACACCACUGCUGCCCGCUUCUGCCCAGCCGCCUGCUGCUGCCUCUCCCAGCGCAGCCUCGCCACCGCUGGCCACAGCCGCUGCCCAUGCUGCCACCGCCUCUGCCGCAGCCCCUGCCUCCAGCCCUGAGGACAGUCCAAGGCCCCAGGCCUCUGCCUACAGUCCCGCUGUGGCCACCUCUCCAGCACCUGCCGCCCAUACAUACAGCGAGGCCCCAGCUGCCCCUGCACCCAAGCCCCGGGUUGUCACCACUGCCAGCAUCCGGCCUUCUGUCUACCAGCCAGUGCCUGCAUCUACCUACAGCCCAUCCCCAGGGGCCAAUUACAGUCCAACCCCCUACACCCCCUCCCCUGCCCCCACCUACACCCCUUCCCCUGCCCCCGCCUACUCCCCCUCCCCAGCACCAGCCUAUACCCCCUCGCCAGCCCCAAGCUAUAAUCCUGCACCCUACAGCGGGGGCCCUGCGGAGUCUGCCAGCCGUCCCCCAUGGGUGACAGACGACAGCUUCUCUCAGAAGUUUGCCCCUGGCAAGAGCACCACCACUGUCAGCAAGCAAGGCCUGCCCCGAGGGGCCCCUGCGUACAACCCGCCACCGGCUCCCCAGGUGUCCCCCCUUGCCAGGGGUACUGUCCAGAGGGCCGAGCGCUUCCCAGCCAGCAGCCGGACUCCGCUCUGUGGCCACUGCAACAACAUCAUCCGGGGCCCGUUUCUGGUAGCCAUGGGCCGCUCCUGGCACCCAGAAGAGUUCAACUGUGCCUACUGCAAGACCUCCCUGGCAGAUGUGUGCUUUGUGGAGGAGCAGAACAACGUUUACUGUGAGCGGUGUUAUGAGCAGUUCUUUGCUCCAGUCUGUGCCAAGUGCAACACCAAAAUCAUGGGGGAAGUGAUGCAUGCCUUGAGACAGACGUGGCACACCACCUGCUUUGUCUGUGCAGCCUGCAAGAAGCCCUUCGGGAACAGCCUCUUCCACAUGGAAGAUGGGGAGCCCUACUGUGAGAAAGACUACAUCAAUCUGUUCAGCACCAAGUGUCACGGCUGUGAUUUCCCCGUGGAGGCCGGUGACAAGUUUAUCGAAGCCCUGGGGCAUACCUGGCACGACACCUGCUUCAUUUGCGCAGUCUGCCACGUGAAUCUGGAGGGGCAGCCAUUCUACUCCAAGAAGGACAAACCCUUGUGCAAGAAGCAUGCACACGCCAUCAACGUGUAGGGAGCCCAGGGCAUCUGCUGGCAACGAAGGAUUCAAGGAGGCUGAUGUUUCUUUUUGGGGGGAAAAGAGAGAAGACAGGAAGUGACUGAGCCCUUUUGAAGUAUAAUUUUAGUCCUUUCUUCUGCGCACAGAUUGUGUAUUUGCAUAGUUCAGACUAGAAGCCAAAUGAAGAUUCCUGAACCAAGCUAGUAAUUAAUCCAAGACUGGAAUUGUACUUCAAACAUUGAGGACAGAAUUCCAAGAACUCAAAAGUGAAAAAGAAAAAGUAACUUUCCCCACGCGAUACACUUCCCUGAGGUCACCAGAGCAGGGACAGAGCUCAGGGCAGUUAUGGAGAAUCUGAAGCAUUCUGCGGAGUUCUUUAGAGCUCCUCCAGCAAACAAAAUGAAGUGCCAAACAGUCCUCGCUGCAGGGUAUUUUUAGAGCCAUAGCUGAGCGCUUGUUAGCUAAGACCGAUUGGGCUUUCCUCACCAAAAAAGGAAGUGUUAUUCCAUUACUUGUGUCAUGGAGCUACCUCUGCGCAUCAGACUUCAGACCUUGCACAGGCUUGAACAUUCUCAAGGAAGCCCAGACAUCGGAGGGAUGUCUUCUGGGAGCCUCUGGGCAAUCGACAGGGCUUCAGGAAAGGGUCAGGCUCACACCACAGACAGCUGAAGAACGAAGGGCUCUUCAGCCACCCUCUUUCAGUCUGAAAUAUCCAAUGUCCCCAGAAAGCUUAGCUUCUUUUUGAGUUGUGGUGGGAAGGUGGAAUUGGGUUUUUCCAGUUUUGCUUUGCUGUUUGUGAGAGGAGAUUUUAAAAUGACUCUGGGCUGUGUUUGGCCUCUGUUUGGCUUUACGAGGUUCAUUAGCAUGAACGUCUAGUCUUGUGCAUGUGUUUCAUUCCCAAUACUAUGACUGCUCAUGGCUGAAGUCUUCCUCAGCACCCCUUCCCCCAACAGGCUGAGUGACCUGUGGAAAAGAAGAGAGAGACAGUGUCUGAAACAGGAUGGCAGAAGAGGCUGAGAACAUGCCCAAACUCUGGGUGGGGAAGAGGAACCUUCCUUUCUGCCAACCUCAGUAAGAACGCACGAGCUGGCAGGACCUCCCACUUCAGAGCUGCUCCAUCCUUCUUGUAUCUUCUUUUAAAUGCAGUACACUGAUUAUAUACAAUUGUGUUGACUGCUGGAAGGGAAAGAUGGUAUAUGAUAUAUACACGUUUGCCAUUUUGGCCAAUAUUUUGAAAAAGUAUGAGCUGAGUUGAUCUAGCAAUUAUUUAAGCAUUUAUUGAAAUAGACUUGAGUCUUCAAACUUCCUUAAAGUAUUAGUGAUAGUUUGAGUUAAGUAAGCAUUUUAAAGCUGUUUGGUGAUAAAGAGAGAAGCUUAGUUUUUGAGGUUGGAAGUGGUGUAGUCUCUUUCCCUUUUAGGAAACGCUGUUAUUAUGCUCAUUGAACAUGGCCAUGAAGCAGGUGGUUUGAGUGGAUGUUUCUCACUUGAGCACAAUAUUUAGGCUCUCUUCCAAAUCACUGCUACUCUUUCCUCACUCCUGUUUUGGAUUUUCUCUUUGCAUGUUUGAAAUGUUUUAUGAGAAUGCAUUAGGAUACUUCUUCUUCUGAGAACUGAGGCUUCCAGGGGACUGCCUUUUUACCUGAAGCAGAAGGAAGCAGCUAGAUGUGUCUCUAACAAAAGACCCGAGGUUUUUUUUCCAAGGGUGAAGUCACCAACAUCCCCCAGGGAGCACCAGGAGGGACAUAAACAUGCUCCUACCACAGGACCCUUCUUUACUUCUGGUGCAGGGAAAAAGUCAUAAAGCACCAGGCAGAGUAAAAUCUGCAGGGAGUGCCUGGAGAUUUUUCAAGAGUUGCAAACAAGCAUUCUGUUAUUUUUGGAAAGUUCAAAUACACAGGAACAAGGAGGUUGCUGACUGUACAGAAAGGCUCUAGGCAGGUUUUCUCUUAAAAAACAAAAAAAAACAAACAAAAAACCCCCACAACUUUUAAAUUAUCAGGGACUGGUCUCAAGGAAAGGGAAAAAAUUUCCCUAGAGUUGUUUCCAAAAAUAUCGUUUAAAAGAUUUUACACAUACACACACACAAGUGUGCCCAUUAAAACGUGUAUGAUCAUUAAAAAGAAAAGUAAAAUCUCAAA
Messenger RNA from Balaenoptera ricei (Rice's whale), 4283 nucleotides. It is a transcript of the gene LDB3, whose product is annotated as LIM domain binding 3. Gene Ontology annotation, cellular component: stress fiber; Z disc; filamentous actin. Gene Ontology annotation, biological process: muscle structure development; heart development; actin cytoskeleton organization. The record is from RefSeq and is a predicted model, not a curated record. Lineage: Eukaryota; Metazoa; Chordata; Mammalia; Artiodactyla; Balaenopteridae. The coding region runs from base 142 to 2160 and encodes 672 amino acids. Gene Ontology annotation, molecular function: actin binding; muscle alpha-actinin binding. The transcript is spliced from 16 exons.